Molecule: messenger RNA, 1527 nt
Organism: Bipolaris maydis ATCC 48331
Lineage: Eukaryota; Fungi; Ascomycota; Dothideomycetes; Pleosporales; Pleosporaceae
Source: RefSeq, a predicted model, not a curated record
AUGGAUGCAAGCAGUAGUGACAGUGUGGGUAAGAAAGAGAAGGAGAGACUCGUCAUCGCAUCCGUUCCAUCAACCGAAAACCUCGUCCCCAACGAUGCCAUGUACAGGCCUCAAGAAAAGACAUGGAAAUGGACCUGGAAGACAAGAAAUCACAUCUUGGCCUUCGUGCUCGUUCUCGGCACAGCAGUCGUCCCGCUCAUCAUCUUGGGAGAAGCUACAUCCCCACCGUACGCAGGCCGGGCCCCCUUUUCCUCCAUCUUCCGCGACAAAGUGAUAAACUGCGGCGGCAGCAUCGGCGGACGCCCCGCAAACUCAACAAUCACGGGUAUGGAAAAGGUGUUCGCGCUCGACAUGACGUUUGGGCAGUACACGUUCUCGCAGGUCAAGGCCAUCGACGUUGCGUGGGACACUGGCAUCGGACGCGGUCUGCAGCUGCUGGCGUCGUGGGCGGCGUAUAUCGUCUUUUGUAAUGCGCUGCUCAAGUCGAUUGAGCGGCAUCCCGCGUCGUUUAUUACGUUGCAGCGGAUAGCGCUCGAGGGGCCCAAGUUGAAGUCGAUUGGGACGCUGGUGGCUGAGUUGUGGACGGCCAAGAGUAAGAGGACCAAGGCCUUGUUUUUCUACAUGAUGUUGUCUACGGCAUACAUUGUUACCUUACCGACUGUGAUUGGGGCCAUGACGGGAUACGAUGCUACGGCUAUAGCGUGGGUUGAUAUCGAGGGCCUGGAAAAUAAUCUUGUUCCCGCAACGUCGGUGAAGAACACGUGGAUGGUCAAGGGGACGGUGAAUGAGACGUUCGCGCAGCCAGCGUGUGUAGAUACGCAGGUGAAAGACACGUAUUCGUGGGUUGUGAAUCGGCGGUUCGAAAUGUGUGACUGUCAGAUUCCCAAUGGAACAAGGUACUCUGCUCAAGAAAUCCAGAGCAUGAAGCUCACUAGUCAGCUCGUCCAAAUCAUGAGCUUGGGCUGUGUCUACAACUUCACGUCCAACACACAGACAUGGGAAGACGUGAACUUCCCCGACCUCAACUCACGCAAAACCUACUCGUGCAACUCGACUGUGCCUGUAACUAUCAAGGAUAAAACCUACGACGCACAGGACCUCGUCACUAGCUUCGGCUACUGCUACCAGUCUGUUGCUUAUGACGAGACUUAUCUCGAGGGAAAGUCGCGCUGUCUGCCCAACACUGCGCAUCCAUCGUACAAGUGGGGUUUCGCAACACUGCUAUGCGGACUCUUUGUCUUUGUGACUUCAGUCUGGGUGGUAAGCAUGUACAUACUGUGGCUGGAUUCGCAGCACGGUAGUACACUCGUGCAGAUGGGAUACAGUUUGACGCCUCUACGUGCAGCGUUUGCAAUGGCGAGAGCGGCAAGGCAGCGUACGGGGUAUUGUGAGAAGCAGCUUGUAAGGGCGGAUACGGAGGCGCUAGAGAAGGAGUUGUAUGGACGCAAAGGAAGCAAGAAGACAAUGGUUGACUAUGGUAUUUUUGUCGAGGAUACAGAGGGAGGUGAGGAGAUGCGGGGCCGUUGA